AUUACGUUCUGUAUAUCCCUGUCAAAUUGUUGUUACACACGUGUGUAACACAUAUUCGGUAUCAUUGGGGAUACUAACUUCUACACAUUCGUGUCUACCAGGAUUCCAGCAGUCGAUGAUCAUCUGCAUUUCAUAAUGCAGGUAUCAGCUGGCUUCAUUGCUGGAUCAUAUUUAUUAUCGCAUUUCGUUCCAGCUGGUGUACGGGCUGAGACAUCUGGCGCUAUACUUCGCUUCUUACAGGCUCAGGAGGCUAGGUUGAAAGACAAGUUACCUGGUCCCCAAGCUGAGGAAGAUGAAAGCAGAUCUGAGCCAACAUGGUUGGAGGAGCAGGACCGAUUGGCUGAGUACGAAUCAUCGCAGUCUGAGAGGGCCAAUGACAUGACUGUGAAGGCAAUCCAAAAGAAGCGCGCCGCUAAUAUUUUACGUUCAUAUGCGGAAGGCAUUCAUGCCGAGUUGGAAAAGGUCAAAUCGUUGCCGGGUGACCAUUCGGACCAAGAAAUGAUGUUGACAGUCCAGCUCGAGGCCAACUUGGCGCGUGUGGCAUUGCUUCACAAGCAGGCUGAUUUAUUGCGUCAUCAGGCCACUCUUGCUAAAAACAGGUUGAAUACAGUCCAUUCCGGAACUGGCCAUUCUACUAUUUUGAACCCUGACUGUAAUAUGUUAAAAAUCGGCCCACUGUUCUACUCUGCUUUGAGUGAUGACAUUAACCACAAAGAUCGUAUACCUCUGAUGGCCAAGUUGAAUGGGAAUUCUUUGAUGAUAUACCAUGAACGGAAACCUCAGUUUACUUUUUAUUUGGUUGACAUGGAGUUGCCUGCAAGACCAGUUGAAAAUGCUCCUAGUUGCUUUACAUUUAUAUAUCGGGGUGCUGAGCAGGCUUUAUGUGCUGGUACUGAGACUUCAUGUCACACUUGGAUGAAUGCUUUGACUGAGGCUUGGUUCUGCCGCAAUGAGGGCAUUAAGGGUACCAUGGUUAAUAAGAACUCGGGUAAGGGCGAUAGCGACGAAGAAAAUAAUUCCGUCGACGAGGACGAAAAGGACCAUAAAAAGGUUGAUCGCGAAGGUGAUGAAGAUGACAGCGAGGACCAUGACGAAGAGGAAGAUGAGGACGAAGACGCGGAGAAGCAUCACGGUUCUAAAGACAAGAGCGAUGCAAAAGCGGGCAAGAAAGCAUCGAACGACAACAUCAUGAAGCACGCAUUGAAGCAGCCAGACAAGGGUUUGAUUAACAUGGAAGUUUACGUUGACAAGAAGAACAAGACUCACAUGUUGGUCAAUGGGAAAGAGAAGCCUGUAUCUGCUACAUCUGAUAUCAUAAAUAUUAAGGAGAUUUUGGGUGACCUUGGCACGAAGGGAGGCAGUAAUGAGACGAGCGCUGAUCACAAGUCCCCCGUGGCGACAUAAAACCCUGUAUAUAAUAUGACAAAUAG
Messenger RNA from Babesia bovis T2Bo, 1430 nucleotides. RefSeq lists its product as uncharacterized. The record is from RefSeq and is a predicted model, not a curated record. Lineage: Eukaryota; Apicomplexa; Aconoidasida; Piroplasmida; Babesiidae. The coding region runs from base 136 to 1404 and encodes 422 amino acids. The transcript is spliced from 4 exons.